This is a messenger RNA of Myotis brandtii (Brandt's bat), 1121 nucleotides long. RefSeq names its product synaptophysin (gene SYP). Bases 89 to 1012 code for a protein of 307 amino acids. Gene Ontology annotation, cellular component: synaptic vesicle membrane; synaptic vesicle; presynaptic active zone. The transcript has 7 exons. Lineage: Eukaryota; Metazoa; Chordata; Mammalia; Chiroptera; Vespertilionidae. The record is from RefSeq and is a predicted model, not a curated record.
GAUUGCGCGUACCCCCUCCCCCGCUGCACCCGCCCUUGCUAGCAGGCUCCUCCCGCCCCCUGCAUUGCUGAAGCUGCUGCUGGCCGACAUGGACGUGGUGAAUCAGCUGGUGGCUGGGGGCCAGUUCCAGGUGGUCAAGGAGCCUCUUGGCUUUGUGAAAGUGCUGCAAUGGGUCUUUGCCAUCUUCGCCUUUGCCACAUGCGGCAGUUACAGUGGAGAGCUCCAGCUGAGCGUGGAUUGUGCCAACAAGACCCACAGUCAACUCAACAUCGAGGUUGAAUUUGAGUACCCCUUCAGGCUGCACCAAGUGUACUUUGAUGCACCUGACUGCAGAGGGGGCACCUCCAAAGUCUUCCUACUAGGGGACUACUCCUCAUCAGCGGAAUUCUUUGUCACCGUGGCUGUGUUUGCCUUCCUCUACUCAAUGGGGGCUCUGGCCACCUACAUCUUUAUGCAGAACAAGUACCGAGAAAACAACAAAGGACCAGUGCUGGACUUCCUGGCCACGGCAGUGUUUGCCUUCAUGUGGCUGGUUUGCUCAUCGGCAUGGGCCAAGGGGCUGUCGGACGUGAAGAUGGCCACAGACCCAGAGACCAUUAUCAAGGGGAUACCUAGCUGCCACCAGAAGGAGAAUACAUGCAAGGAGAUAAGAGACCCUGUGACCUCUGGCCUCAACACCUCUGUGGUGUUCGGCUUCCUGAACCUGGUGCUCUGGUUCGGCAACCUGUGGUUUGUGUUCAAGGAGACAGGCUGGUCCGCCCCAUUCCUACGCGCACCUCCUGGUGCCCCUGAGAAGCAACCGGCGCCUGGGGACGCCUACGGCGAGGCGGGCUAUGGGCAGGGCCCUGGCGGGUACGGGCCCCAGGAUUCCUACGGGCCUCAGGGCGGCUACCAGCCCGAUUACGGGCAGCCCGCUGCGGGCACCGUUGGUGGAUAUGGGCCUCAGGGCGACUACGGGCAGCAAGGCUAUGGCCCUCAGGGUGCGCCCACCUCCUUCUCCAAUCAAAUGUAGUCUGGUCAGUGCAGCCCAGGAGGACCCCAUGGGUGGGCAAGAGCUCAGGAGAAAGCCUGCCCUCCCUGCUCACCCCUACAUCCCAGGUCUCCACCCCUCAAGCCAGGAG